Molecule: messenger RNA, 3633 nt
Organism: Python bivittatus (Burmese python)
Lineage: Eukaryota; Metazoa; Chordata; Lepidosauria; Squamata; Pythonidae
Product: DGAT1/2-independent enzyme synthesizing storage lipids-like
Cellular component (GO): membrane
Molecular function (GO): acyltransferase activity
Source: RefSeq, a predicted model, not a curated record
GAAAAGCUCGAGUCUUGCGGCCAAGGAAGCGCUUCCUGUCUUGGAAACAGGACAAGUGAGACGGAGGGGCAGCGCUGAACCCAGUUAGGCAGGUGAAUCUGGAGAAGAAGCAGUACCAACCAGAGGGAGGAGAAGCUGCAUCUGAUCAUCUUUCUUCCUUGAGAUUAAGCAUAACUGACAGCCAUCUUCCUCCAAUCCUUCCUUCCUCCUGAUGCAUUGCAGCAUAAAUUCUUCCCAAACAUGAUAAGCCAAAAUGAAUCCUGUGGUGCAGAGCAGAUAUCUGUAUCCUAUUUAACAUGCCUGCUUUAUGUAUUAGAAGAAUGGACUGGAGUGGAACGUUUGGAAGAAUAUCUGAGUUACCUGAUCUAUCUCACAUGGCUAUUUAUGCCACUACUCAUAGGUUUUCUACUUCCAGUAGUCAUUCUCCUCCUCCUUUAUAUUUCUAUUUUCAUUCUUCAUAUUUACAAAAGAAAGACAGACCUAAAAGAAGCUUAUCUGAAUGAUUUCUGGGAUGGUGCAAGACAAAUGUUGGCAACUAUAUGGUAUGUCCAUGCAAGAAUAUGGAAUGGUUAUGAAUUGCAUGGCCUGGAAAAAAUACCAGAUGGACCAGCACUGAUUGUAUUUUAUCAUGGAGCAACUCCCAUAGACUUUUUCUACUUGGUGGCCACUAUUCUUAUCAAGAAGAAAAGAAUUCUCCAUAUAGUUGCUGAUCAUUUUGUGUUUUCAACGCCAGGUAUGAAGUUAUUACUUGAUGUGUUCUAUGCUCUGCGUGGAUCUCAAGAAGAAUGUAGAAAAGUAUUAGAGAAUGGAGGACUAUUGAUAAUUUCACCAGGGGGAGUACGGGAAGCGCUAUUCAGUGAUGAAAAUUAUACCAUUUUAUGGAGAAAUCGUAAAGGAUUUGCUCAAGUGGCCAUUGAUAUGAAAGUGCCCAUCAUUCCUAUGUUCACACGGAAUGUUCGGGAAAGCAUUCGAGUAGUUGGAGGACAAAUAAAAUUAUUAAGGUUGAUAUAUGAGCGUUUUCGUUUGCCACUACUUCCUCUGUAUGGGAACUUUCCAGUCAAACUGAAGACAUAUCUUGGAGAUCCUAUUCCAUAUGAUCCAAAUGUAACUGCGGAAGAACUGGCAGAAAAAGCAAAGAAUGCAGUACAGUAUUUAAUAGACAAACACCAGGAAAUACCAGGAAAUGUAUGGAGGGCUUUGAUGGAACGAGUAACAACAGCGAAAGAAGAUGACAAAUAGCAAAUCAUUGUGAAAAAAAUUUGAAUGAUAUUUUAAUGUGAUGUAUUAUUUAAGAAUUGUUAUAUUAGUUUUUUAUUUGCUGUGCAAAUGUACAAUUUUACAGAAAACUAGGCUUUAAAAAAUCAUUGUUAAAUGUAUGGCUCAGGCAACUAAAUCUUUCAGUAUCAGUACAAUAGCUUGUUUUUUACAGAAAUAAAAAUUUAGUUAAAAAACCACAAUCCUAACUUGGAAUAAGCUAUAAAAAUGGUAUUUUAGUCUUUUUGAACAUGUAUCAAAUAUAUAGCUUAUUUCUACCACUUAUUUAAUGAAGUGUAAGCUUAAAUGUUUUGGGACUGAAUUUGAUACUUUUCUUAGAACUCAGACUUUUUUUUUCCUAUUCCAUGUAUUGUCCAGUGUAGUAGAGGUUGUCUUUAGUUUCUCCACCAAAUCAGGCUUGCACUUAUUCAUUUUUAUGAAAAACAAUUGUAUUAGAUUGUGUACUUUAAAAGGAACUUUGGAUAUACUGUAAUUUUGAACAAUUUUAAAGCAUGAAAUAACAUUUAACAUGGUAUCUGCAUUGGACACAAUAGGAAAUCUAAUUCCAUUACAAUUUGUUUAGGGAAACAUGGUUGAAAUUCAGCUAUACCUGGAUAUAUUGCCUAUGACCAUGCAGUUAUAUAGACACUCUUCCUUUUAUAGGUCAUCUUCUGAUAUCCUACUCUAAUCUCCUCAGCGGGUGAAAUUUACCUCCCACUUUCUGUUACUGUGUGUUCACAGAUGUUCCAUAAUAAGAAAAACAGCUAAAUUACAGUACAUAUUACAUAAUUUAAUUAAAUGUUUCUUUUCAAAAAGUUUAAAGUAAUCAAAUCUAUGGAUGCACAAGCUAGUCCAGAUGAGCAAAAAAAAUCCAGUAUCUGUAUUCAUCAACACUUACAACUAUAAUUAGAAUUUAGUUUUAAGGUACUGGUUAGUACUAUUCACAGUGGUAUUUAGAAAGAGAAAGUAAAUUAGUGUAAGUGCAUUGUAAAUAAUGUGGAUUGGAUCCAGCAUAGUAAUAGAGCAACUUCUGCAGGAGAAAUGAAUCCUUUUUAAUCCUUUUGCUACUUCCCUGCAAGUGCUACAUUUUUGGGGCAAACUAAACUGUUAAUUUGUUUAUGACGCUGUGCUGUCUGUUUUCCAAAAAUUCUGAAAAUUAAAAUGCAGGAUUAUAGGUAUAACUUCUGUGCCAAAGCAGUGCGAAGCCACCAAGAUGUGCCUUAUGUACAGUAGUGACUCUAUGAUCAAUCAUCAUUCAAGCAUAGGCUUCCAUAGCAAGCCACAAUGACAUCAAAAUGUCAACUUAUGCAUACACCAGUGUUUCUCAACCUUAACAACUUUAAAACUCCCAUUCUGGGAAUGGACUUCAACUCCCAGAAUUCCCUAGCCAGCAUGUUUCUGUAUUCUCCACUUUGGUUAUAGUAAUAUAUCAAGUGGGCUGAGUAUUAAUUAAUAGGUCAAUUCAUGAAUCUUAGAUCAAGAUUGUUUAUAGUAAAAUGGUUGUAUGAGUUAAACAGCAUGACACAAGUACUUAACUGCAUCAUUUGCACUGCAGUGCACAUGUGUCAUUUUGAUGUCAUUGUGGCUUGCUAUGGAAGCCUAUGCUUGAAUGAUUAUUGAUAGCAACCUUUUUCUAGGGUAAUGGUGUAAUUCUGAACUCUUUUUUUGUGUUGCUUAUAAUGUUGAAUCCAUUUUUAAGUUUAGAUUCUGUUUUAAACAUUCCAUAUAUGUUUAUUAUGCAUAUUUAUAACUGCUUAAACCUACUUAUGAGUAGCUUAUUUAUGGUAUAUACAUUGGACAUUUAUUUUGUUGUUUUAAAAGAACUUUUAAAAUUAUUGGAAGAAAAGUGUAUUUGAAAAUGUUCUAAGUAAUAUUUUUACUUUUUGGGGGGAGGGGGGUAUAGAAUUAUUCUGAAAGUUCUUCAGAGUAAGUACUCUUAAAUAUGAGAACCAUUCUGCUCUCACAAUAAUAAUCCAUAAAGCAAGGCUUUCUCUCUUUAAAAUUUUAAGCAGAAAAUCAGCUUUAUCGUGUUUUUUCCCCCAGAUUUUAGCAUGCAUAAGGAACUCCAUCUAGAUUCCUUUAGGAAGAUGCCAUGUGAAGCUCAAGUGCUUUACCAUGGGUCCAUUUCUCUGUUAGGAUUUUUGGGGAUGGAAGGGGCAGGGUUUGGAUCUCCGAGCAUUGAAUUGUACCCAAUUCUAAUGAAAAUAGAGCUCCUGGAAAUCCUAUAACAUGUUUGCAGUAACUCUGCUUCCAGGAAAAAAAAAAACCCUUUUCUUUGAUUGCUGCUUGUACUACUUGGUCUGUUAAUUUAUAAAUAAAUGAUACAGGUAGUCCCUGGGUUAAGAACACCUGGUUUACAGAUGACCCAUAGUUAAGAAC